CUCUACGUCGACUGAUAGUGGGAGAUUGAUUACGUCUCCGGGAUUCGCCUUGAAAGGAAGGAAACGCACGGACCAGUGUGAAAAACGUCUGACACGGACUUGUUUAACCUCUUUUCAAAAAUUUAUAUUUUUUACAAUUUCGUGGGGAUACCCUAAAGUCCCUUGUAGUGCGCAGUAUCCCAAAGAGUCGUGCGUACAGGACUUGGAAGUGUUGAGAGAUCCGGAGCUCCUCCGCAGUACCGUGGAUGUGUGGCGGUAGCACGCCGGGGAGUGGGUUGGGUCGCCCGGCUGCCUGACACACGUCCUCGGGCGGAAGGUGAGCGGAAGAAAGGAUUCCUGAUUUUUAUUUUUUGGAGGUUUUUGUUCCUGCAGGACGUCGAAGGGUAGCGUUGGACCACCUUGCGGGAUUCACCUUGCUCCCUCUUUCCGGGUUUGGACUGGUUUUGUUCAUCCAGAGGGGGACACAUCGUGGGGGUGGUUGAGCCCGGCAAGGCACGAUGGCAACCGGUGUGAUCCUCGUCGCUUUCGCGCUACUCGGCGCGGCCGCGGCUCAGAGGGUGGUGAAGGUGCAAGACGGGCCCCUGAUUCGGACAGAGGGCUCUCAUGUGACAAUCUGGUGCAACGUGACGGGAUACAAGGAAGGCGUGGAACAAGACUUUGAGUGGUCCAUGUACCUGCCGUCGGCGCCCGAGCGGGAGAUCCGCAUCGUCAGCACGGCCCAGCCGAACUAUGCCUACGCAGUCUUUGCCCAGAGGGUCAACGCCAAGGAAAUCUACGUGGAGAGGCUGAGCCGUGACUCGGCCAUGCUGCACCUGCUCAAAGUUCAGGCCAUGGACCAGGGACUCUUUGAGUGUUACACGCCCAACACGGACGGACGUUACCUGGGCUCCUACAGUGCGCGCACUAACCUCACUGUCAUCGCCGACUCGCUGACGGUCUCGUCCCCUGCCCAGACUCUGUCCAAAGUGGAAGGCGACACUCUCCAACUGUCAUGCGAGGUGUCUCGGACCACCAUGCAGCACACCCACUUGUCCGUGGGAUGGUACCUGAAAGCCCCUGAGGACCUGUCGGCCCCGCCCCAGGAGCUUCUCACUCUAUCCAAAGACUUUGUCCUGCGCUCAGGCGGCCCGUACCGCCAGAGAAUGUCGGCGGGAGACCUGAGACUGGACAAAACGGGCGCCACGUCUUACCGGCUCACCAUCCACAAGCUGCAGCCGGCCGACCAGGGCUUGCUCUACUGUCAGGCCGCCGAAUGGAUCCAGGAUCCCGACGGCGCCUGGUUCGCCAUGACCCGCAAGCAGAGCGACAAGACCCCGCUCCGCAUUCAGCCCACCGAUCGCGACUUCAGCAUCCAGGUGAGCACGGAGCGCCGGUCCUUCACGGCCGGUGAGCCGCUGGAGCUUCGCUGCACCAUCGAGGCGCAGAACGUCCCCGAGCGAUUCUUCUCGGUGUCGUGGGUCUUCAGCAGCUCACCGGUGGCCGUGGUGGGCCCCGGCGCCGUGCCCGUCCUGGGCUCCGACUACGUGGCCCGCGAGGCCGCCGGCCACAUGACCGUGCGCAAGGAGAGCCCCAACGUUCACCUGCUCAAGCUGCAGCGCCUGCGCCCCGACGACGCCGGCAAAUACAUUUGCCGCGUGACCGAGCGGGAAAAGACACCCACGGGAGACUUUAUCGACCGCAGCAAACGCUCACGCAACGUCCAAAUCACGGUGCAGCCGCUCAAAAGCAACUUGACCGUCUUGUUAUCUAGCAACUCUUCCGAAGUUCUGGAGGGCAACGUGAUGCAGUUGAUCUGCUCGGCCCAGGCCGCCGCGGGCCCCCUCUCGGUCGUCUGGCAGUGGAAUGACAAGCAGGGUGACCGACCUGCCCGCGACUUGGCCUCUCUGGACCGGGAUGGCACUGUGCUGUACGGCGAUGUCUACGGGGAGCGCUCUGGCUAUGGCGAGAUCCGUGUUGAGAGACAGCGGGCCGAUGCCUUCUCACUCUCCAUUUACAACGUGUUACCCGACGAUGAAGGGCAGUACAGCUGCACCGUCAGCGAGUGGUUUCAAAGCGGCUCUGAAGCGGAACUCAGCUGGGAGAAGAUUGGAGAGAAGUCAGACACGAAGACGGUCACCGUCAAGACUGUCGAGUCCUCCUUCAUGGUGUCCGCCUCAUCACGGACACCAUCCGUGAUCUACGGAGAUUCCUUUGACCUCCUGUGCCUGGUCAAGCCCCGCCACAACCCCCGCGUGCCCACCUCGGUCACCUGGCGCUUCAUGCCAGCCGAUACCGAGGAGGGGGAGGGAGACUUCAAGGAGCUGGUGACUUUCACCCGGGAGGGCACGCUACAGUGGGGGGAACAGUUGCUGGGCCUGGGCACCCGCACCACCGUGGAUCGCUCGCUUUCCAACACCAAUUUCCGGCUGUCAGUAACGCGGGUGGGCAGGCGCGAGGCUGGCAAAUACCAGUGCACCGCCGUACUGUGGAGGAAAAAUUACGACGACAGCUGGAGCCGAGUGGCCAACCGGACCUCCAACCUGCUUGGAAUCAGCGUCGUCCAGCCAGAAAGUAAACUACGAGUGCAAAAGACCAACCAGUCCCUGGUGCACCUGGAGGACAGCCGAGUGCGUCUCAAUUGCACCGUGACCUCCCAAACCAGCCCGGAGUCGCUGCACGCCGUGCUGUGGUACGUCAGACGCGCCGGUGUUGGCCGCGGGUCGGAAGCCGACGAGCUCCUGCUGCGCGUGGAGCGAUGGGGCGCCCUGGAGUACGGCGCCUACGCCGACGAGGAGAGGCUGCGGCGGCGCGCGCGGGCCGAGAGACUCUCUCCUCGCCACUACGCACUGACCCUGGACAGGGCGGAGAGCGCCGACUCUGGGACCUACUAUUGUCUGGUGGAGGAGUGGAUGAGCGACCCUGACGGCGCUUGGUACCGCCUCUCGCGGGACUCAUCCGGAUUCACCCAACUUCUAGUCAGACAGCCAGAGGCCCGACUGCUAGUGGAGGAGACAGAGUCCAACGUGACGGUAGCGGAGACGGGCUCCAUCCGACUGGGCUGCAACAUCCCCUCUCAGUCAUCCCGAGACUCGCGUUUCUCCGUGUCCUGGUACGCCGAACGCCCCGACGAGGCCGACGACCAGGAUGAGGACGAGCGGCGCCGUUGCGUCUUCUCCGUCGGCCACGACGCAAUCUUCGGGAACGGAGACUGCAGCCCCGUGGAGGAGACGGGGCCCGACUCCCGUCUGCAGUUUCAGAGGACGGCCUCGGAUCAGUACAGUCUGACCAUCCGGGAGGCCCGGCCUGCCGACGGGGGGCGCUACUACUGCCACGUGGAGGAGUGGCUGCUCAACCCUCGCGACUCUUGGUACCGCCUGGCCGCCAACGACUCGGGAUACGUUACGGUCAAUGUCCUGCCACGAGAAUCCUCGGUCAAAUCAGUAGUGUGCUCCAACAAGGCGCUGUUCUACUUGGUCUUCUUCUACCCGUUCCCCAUCUUCGCCAUCCUCCUCAUCGCUCUGCUAUUCGUGCGCUUCAAGAGCCGCAACAACAAUAAAAGCCAGGAGGGCAAGAACGGCGCCCCUUUGCUGUGGAUCAAGGAACCGCACCUCAGCUACUCCCCUACCUGUCUGGACCCGCCCGCCCUCAGCCUGCACCCCGGUUCCGUGGACUAGAGACCCCUUUUGCACCCUCUCCAACGCGUAGAUUCCUGUUUGUGACUUUGUGUCUCGGCGCAGUGUUUGAUUCAAUUUAACCUAAAUGUUGGUCUACUUUCCCCACCCCCCCAAAAAGUCCCAAUCCGAGAGCAGCCCGGCCUACUGAACGGGUUGCCAUAGCGACGCUCCGGGCCGACUGACUCCUUGGCAGCCUUGCGGAGACAUAAAGCGAGGUCCACCUGGCCCGACCGUCAAUUUGGCGAAAGUGGACCGUCGCCAGGAAACAAACAUACGCGUCCUGCUGAGAAACUUCUCUCCAUUUUGCCAGGAUCUCAUUUCCACUUCGAAAUGAGCGGAUCGGUUCUAAGGCUGCUCAUUAAGUCGUCUUCUUACUUCACGCGGAUGACGACGUGAACGUUUAUACUUUACAAUUACGGUGGAAUACAAAUCAAGCACAUUUCCUUUCAAUUUGUUUCGCACUUUAAAGGGACAGACAACAGCUAGUAUGUAUAACCGUGAAGAAGGUUGCUCAAAAUAUUUAAGUUUUCAAAUGGUGAAUUUGUUUGACUUAUGAUGAAAAUUGUUUCACUCCUUCAAUGCCAUUGACGACGAUAGAUGUCCAAUUAUGUGGCUUUAAAGCAUCCUUCUGCUAUGGAUUUAAAUAAAAAUUUGCCAUUUUUAGAGGUCCAACCGAUUUGAAGUGGAAGGGCGAACGUUCAUUUGCUGUCAACCCUCCCACUGCAAAUGGAUUGGACGUCUAUUGAGGUCAGUGGCAUUGAAAAGUCAGUUUUACCAUUGAGCACACAAUAAUUUUAGCGUUUAAACACAGCACUCAAACAUAUUGUAUCAACGACUUUCCUGCUGUUCUGACAGCAAAGUUAGUUCAUAAAUUAACACUCAAUGGCAUUUAAACAUGAUCAUUCAUGAUUCAUCAAAUCGAUUCGACAUUAUCGAUGUCAAUGGCAGAGAAUGAGUCAAACGAUAGAUGACGCCACUUUAUGAUGUCAAUUAUAUCCACGCACAUACACGCUGAUAUACUCGAACACAGGUGCAUGUGACAAUGGGUAUUAAUGAUGUCAUGAAGGAGGGCUGGAAUACUCACAUUUGAUUGGCUAAAAUAGCACUGGCAUUGAUAAAUUGGCUGCCACCACUUUUAUUGACAUUUUUCUUCACUAUUACACAUUGGAAAAAUGAGCUUUUCAAUUUUCAAUUUAUUAGCAAGAGUUCCUCCACUGGGAUGUACAUAGUAUAAGUAUUGUCUGUCCCUUUAAGUGGGCAAUACACCAAAAGCAACGAAAAUAUCACAUUUCUUUUUUCCCCCCCAUAAACGUUUUCGUAAAAUCCAAUAAAACCAUUUAUGGACAUGUUGCUAAAAGAUUCUAGGCAAAACAAUGAUAUACAUUGUUAUGCAUAGAUAUCAAACUUGAGGCUUGGUGGCCAGAUGUGCCAUCAUUUUAGGCACCCACAAACCAUCUGCACCAACUUCAUAUUUCUUGCCAAAAUAUCGUAUUUGAAUAUUGUUGUCAGCCAUGUCAGGUUUAAAAAUGUUAAAAUAUUGCAAGUAUUUGUUUCAUAUUCCUAACUGUUGAACAUUUUACUGGCAUUUCAAAGCCAGCAAGCGUUUAAUUCAUUGGCUAGAAGCCCAACAGUGGGCCACCAUGUUUUUGGACAAAAAUAAAAAAUGUUAAAGUUGACAGCAGUGUUGUUUUUGGUACCCAUUUUCGUCUUAGUCUUUUGGACAAAAAUACCCAUUAGUCAUGUUUUUGUAGAGGUGGGAAUCUUUGGGCACCUAACGAUUCGAUUAUGAUUACAAUUCAGAGGCUACGAUUCGAUUUUAAAUCGAUUAUUGACGGCAGCUUUAAACUACAUUCAAUUAAUGUAAUGUUAAAAUUGCUCCCGUUAUUCCAUAAUUUCCCUUCUGUCUACUUUCGACAUGUGAAAGUUUUAAAACCGUUUCAUCAUUUUAAGAUCCAUUCAAGUCAAGAUUUUGCCGAUUUAGGAGUAUUUUAGAUAAAAAGUUCGCUUGGAAGGUUCGUCAUCCAAGGAGUCUACUGCUUUAAGAUGGCGGCUGUUUACUAACGCCGCCGAGUCUUUCAUUUCGUGUCUAGUUCUUUAUACAUGUAAUAUCUACCGUAGCAUUAUGUGGGCGUAGUUUGUAGCAGCAGUCAGGUCUUACGUUUUUUUUUAUCUAGUGGCAUGAGUUGAGCAUUGUCAUUAUCCGGGUAAUGACAAGCAUGUUGUUGACUCUCGGUCCAUUCCUCAUUGCGUUCUGAGGACCACGCUGACUGUGUUUUAGUUUCGCUUCACUUGGGAUAUUUCAAUAAUCGGAAUUUGGAUGUUUGUGAAUCGUUCUCGAAUCUUCCACGGCUGAAUCGCGAAUAAUCUAAGAAUCGGAAAUUUCGCACAGCUCUAUAUUUUAGUCAUUUCCAAAUGUGUUCGUCUUUGUCUAGUUUUGGUCAAUGAGAACUAGGAAAAUUUUCAUCUAGCUUUAGUCAGCAAUUCUCAAAAUGCUUUCGCCUAUGAACUUCAAAAGUUUUAGUCCAUGAAUAAAUAAAUGGUAAAUGGUGUUAUAUUUGUACAGUGGGGCAAAUGAGUAUUUAGUCAACCACCAAUUGUGCAAGUUCUCCAACUUGAAAAGAUUAGAGAGGCCAGUAAUUGUCAACAUGGGUAAAUCUCAACCAUGAGAGACAGAAUGUAGAAAUAAAACAAAAUCACAUUGUUUCAUUUUUAAAGAAUUUAUUUCCAAAUUAGAGUGGAAAAUAAGUAUUUUGUCACCUACAAACAAGCAAGAUUUCUGGCUUUCAAAGAGGUCUAACUUCUUCUAACGAGGUCUAACGAGGCUCCACUCGUUACCUGUACUGUAUUAAUGGCACCUGUUUUAACUCAUUAUCGGAAUAAAAGACACCUGUCCACAAUCUCAGUCAGUCACACGCCAAACUCCACUAUGGCCAAGACCAAAGAGCUGUUGAAGGACACCAGAGACAAAAUUGUAGACCUGCACCAGGCUGGGAAUACUGAACCUGCAAUAGGUUAAAAGCUUGGUUUAAAGAAAUCAACUGUGGGAGCAAUUAUUAGAAAAUUGAAGACAUACAAGAUCACUGAUAAUCUCCCUCGAUCUGGGGCUCCAUGCAAGAUCUCACCCCGUGGCGUCAAAAUGAUAAGAACGGUGGGCAAGAAUCCCAGAACCACACGGGGGGACAUAGUGAAUGACCUACAGAGAGCUGGGACCACAGUAACAAAGGCUACUAUCAGUAACACAAUGCGCCGCCAGGGACUCAAAUCCUGCACUGCCAGACGUGUCCCCCUGCAGAAGAUAGUACACGUCCAGGCCCGUCUGCAGUUCGCUAGAGAGCAUUUGGAUGAUCAAGAAGAGGACUGGGAGAAUGUGUUAUGGUCAGAUGAAACCAAAAUAGAACUUUUUGGUAGAAACACAGGUUCUCGUGUUUGGAGGAGAAAGAAUACUGAACUGCAUCUGAAGAACACUAUAUCCACUGUGAAGCACGGAGGUGGAAACCCUGCUUUGGGGCUGUUUUUCUGCAAAAGGAGCAGGACGACUGAUCUGUGUAAAGGAAAAAAUGAAUGGGGCCUUGUAUCGAGAGAUUUUGAGUGAAAAUCUCCUUCCAUCAGCAAGGGCAUUAAAGAUGAGACUUGGCUGGGUCUUUCAGCAUGACAAUGAUCCCAAACACACAGCCAGGACAACAAAGACGUGGCUUCGUAAGAAGCAUUUCAAGGUCCUGGAGUGGCCGACCCAGGCUCCAGAUCUCAACCCCAUAGAAAAUCUGUGGAGGGAGUUGAAAGUCCAUGUUGCCUAACGACAGCCCCAAAACAUCACUGCUCUAGAGGAGAUCUGCAUGGAGGAAGGGGCCAAAAUACCAGCAACAGUGUGUGAAAAGCUUGUGAAGAGUUACAAAAAACCUUUGGCCUCCGUUAUUGCCAAUAAACGGUACAUAACAAAGUAUUGAAAUGAACUUUUGGUCUUGACCAAAUACUUAUUUUCCACCAUGAUUUGCAAAUAAAUUCUUUAAAAAUCCAACAAUGUGAUUUUGUUUUUUUCCCCCAACAUUCUGUCUCUCAUGGUUGAGGUUUACCAUGUUGACAAUUACAGGCCUCUCUAAUAUUUUCAAGUGGGAGAACAUGCACAAUUAGUGGGUGACUAAAUACUUAUUUGCCCCACUGUAUAGCGCUUUUCCACCUUUCAAGGAGCUCAAAAGGUUUCCAACAAUUUCGAAUGAACAUUACAGACUAGCACAUAACUGUAGUCUACAAUGACAUUACUAUUUUCAUGAUGGUAAUAAACACUCAGCAGGAAAAUGGCACAUUAUUUGUAAUUAAUUGAACUCACCUGGACACCAUGAACUGUAUGCAAAAUGUUUUCCAAGAGUCACCGCGCUAAAAGCUAGUGCGAACGCUAGGCUAACGCGAAUGCUAGGCUAACGCUAAAAGUUACUUUAGUGUAUGAUGAUCACUUAGCACAGACCUUUAAAGGCUAAAGCAGGGGUGGGGUGGGAAAACCGGCCCUUUGUGGAAUAGUUUGCCCACCCCUGGUCUAAAGCAACAUGGCAUAGUCAAGAAAACAAAACUUACCAAGCAGCACCUGACAUGUUUCACAAAAGGAGCCUAGAAUGGGCACACGCUUAAGCCUGUGUGAGGGGUGGGGGCGCGCAGCACGUCACAUGAGUGACACUACCAAACACUGCUAAAUGCGUUUUAACGACACAAUAAUAAAAUAUCACACAUUGUGAAUUUAUGAUGGAAACUUUCAUCUCGUUCUCGUGUCGUCAGAUGACAACUGGCAUCCAUCUCGUUAGGUUUUAGUCUCCCAUGACACGUUUAUCAUCAUCAUGAAAAAAAUGUUUGUCGACGAAAUAUUAUCGUUAUCGUCGAUGAAAACAACACUGGUUGACAGGAAUAUUUAUACAACGCUGACACAAUCGUCCCAAAUGGCUCACAGCGCACAACAGACAUCUAGUUAGUUUAACAAUGUUAGUUCGUUUAUCUAUGGUUUUAGCUUGGCGGGUGGGCAAGAAAAGCUUAGUGGCCCGCCAGGCUUAGCACUGGGGGGAAACCCUGCAAGGUAUUCUAUUGUGUGGCUACCAUGGUAACUAGAUGUAUACAGAUUGUUUAGCACGAAAUGCAUACUCUAAUAUAGCCCCUUUCAAACACAUCUGAACAUAGUUUAAAUCCCGGGAUUAAAACUGGCAGCCCUUAUCGCUGAAAGCAAUUUCCUGGGUUGACCGACACGGAGAUUACGCGGACAUUUACCGAGUCGCGUCUUACUAUAAUGUCCGGGACUUUCUCGGGAAGCGAUACGUGUGAAAGCAGGUGUUGAAUUUCCGGGUCGCAGCACGAGGGCUGAUGACGUAAUUAGCAUUGUAGGCCAAUCGUCAUUUCCUCUUUCUUCGCAAUAAGACAAAAAGCGAUUAACAAAAAUCGCAAUUAUCAAUCAUCAACUGCCGAACAAAAAUGACGUAAUGUCCAAUCGCGGCAGCCGCCCUCCCCGCAUCGAGAGCGUUGAGUCGCCAACACCGGAUAAGUCUGUGAAUGUGUCUAACCCACAUUAUUCCGGGGAUAUCUCCACAUGUCCGAAAGCCAUGACACGAUCAAAUCCUGUGCCACCUUACACGGGAAUUUGCCGGGAUAUAUUUCUUAAAGGGGCUUUAAGGUACAUCAAAAGACUCAAAAGAACUUUUACAGAUUUAAAAAAAUAUAUAUUGCCAUGGCAACUAGUAUUGUCUAAACAUUCAGCUGUCAAUAACUGCAAAACUGAGGCUCAUUUCAAAAUACAAAUGUAAAGCAUGUAUAUUUGAUAAAUUGCAUACAUGUAAUAAAUAUAAAAUAUAUUUUACUAUUAUAUGCCAUACACGUCAUAAUGAAUUGACUGGGUGCGGGGCCGGUAAAUAGGGGACCUGCAUUGUUGGCGAGGCAGAAGUCAAAGCUGAGUGGAAUCACAGAGCUUUUUUCGUUGAAAAUUCUUGUAAAUAAAUGCUUAAAUCCCUGAAUUCUUUAUGGAUGUGGAUGUAAAAAAGUCUCGAUUCCUGGUUAAAAAGCAAAAAAAAAAAACGUGCAGUUAGCAUUUAUUUUACGUAAAUAUUUCGAAGUACAAUGCUAGUCUGUUAGUAAAUGUAGCUAGCGGUCGCCUUAAUAAUAAUCAGAGCUUUUCCGGUGAAAGUUCUUGUGAAUAAAUGCUUAAAUCCCCAAAUUCUUUAGAGAUAUGGACGUAAAACAGUCUUGAUUCUAGGUUAAAAGCAAAAAAAACUUGCAGUUAGCCUUUAUUUUAGGUAAAUAUGUUGAAGUACAAUGCUAGUCUUAGUGAAUAUAACUAGCGGCCGCCUUAUGUAAACAAAGCUUUUCCGGUGAAAAUUCUUGAGUAAAUGCUUAAAUCCCCAAAUUCUAUAUAGAUAUGGACGUAAAACAGUCUUGAUUCUUGGUUAAUAGCAAAAAACCAUGCAGUUAGCAUUUAUUUUACAUAAAUAUUGCAAACUAUGAUGCCAAUGCACUAGUGGCUAAUUUCUCCCGAUGAUUUUUUUCACGUUUCAAAAUGCAUGCAUGGUACAAAAAAUAUGAUAAUUAGCUUGAAUCCUCGAACAAAUCACUCCUGAGACAAUCCUUCCUGUUUGUAUAAGGUACAGCUUUUGUACUUUUUCAACGGAAAUCCGGUGUUGGAUCGCUGCGUGCAUGUUUGUGAAUAGCUCCUCUUGAUGUGGGCUGCCCCCUACUUGAAUGCGAGGCGUAGUGCAUGACUGAUCUGACCCGUCAAUACCAUUAUGAAGUCUAUGCUAUAUGCAUAUUAUAUAUUUAUAUACACAUUAUGGCGGAAAACACUUAGGUGACUAGAAGCUCCGCUCUGAGGCCCCCAAUUUGGCCAAAUUUCAAAAUUGUCCUCCAUGCGUGUGUGAUACAUCAUUGGAAAGCUUAAAAUCUCUAUUUUCUGGGGCAAGAAAAAUUUUGAACAGAAGGGCAUUUUUAAUAAAAAUGUUUUUUUAAACAGCAAAACCCUAAAUGGAGGUGAGAGCAGAAUUAAAGACACCACGAUUUUAACAAGAUAUUAUCGCGUGCUUACCUUGUUUCGAUCCAAAAACUCCAUGUAGCUUGUAUCACCGAGUGUCAAGACACAGCUGUGAAUGGCCACAGCUGGAUUUUUUUUUUUUUUUUUAAUGGGUGAAACAUGGUGCUAUAACAAGGGUCGCGCUGCAGAAAUCGCAGACAAGAAAGAGUGGUUGAGAUUUUCUUUUUCGUAUAGUUACCCUUUUAAACGUUAUUUUUCAAUAUUUUUUUGUUUGGAUCGAUUAUCAUCUAACAUCGGGGGAAAAGCGACAGUAACAAAAAAAAAUACAAUUAAUCGAUAGUUACAAGGUAAAUAUCCGUGACUUUUUUACAGAUGCCAAAUUUUUCAUUGUGAUGUAAUUUGUUGAAAAGUUCAAAAAAUGCGAGUGAAUAAUUUGUUGUAGUCGUUUUUUUUUUUUUUUGUUAGCUAAAAUUUAGACAUCAAUUAAUAAUUCUAAGCCAAAAAUGACAUUUUGAAUAAUAAAUAUAAUUACUUACCUUCUUUUUAUGGCUAGGUUGAAACAAAAGCGGUUGCGCGACGUCUGUAAACAGGGGUUUCCAGGGUAAAACGGACAAAUUAAAUAAAGUUCGGAGGCUUAGUGCGCCAUGAAUCUGCUAUGGCAGCAUAUAGACAUAUUGUUCUAUCAAACACAGCAGUUCUUUUGGCUUAAAAUACAGCAGUUUAUUUUAAAGAGGAGUGCAUGAGCAGAAACUGCUUUUUCAGUCUUGUCUGUGUUUUCUGCUACAUAUAUAUAUAUAUUCCACUUUAAAUUAAAUAUACAUGUAUAUUUAAUGAAGAUAAAAUCAAAAAACAUUGGGGGAAAACAUGCAGAAAUAUAUAAAGAAAAAAGUGAAUUGAAAAAUGCAAUUAAAAGUUAUAAAAUCUUUUAAAAAAAUAAAAUAAAAAAAAGAUGCAGUGAACUAACAUCAAAGAAGAAAAUAGAGAAAUAGAAAAUAUUUGUGAAAUAUGAAAAUUAAGAAGCCAUUUAUUCAUAAAUUUUUAAAUGUUUCUUUAAAUUUUAAAAAUUUCCUUUCUUUUCUGAUUUUACUUAAUUUUGUCAGGAAACGCGGGCAGGCAGGUGGACCCAAAUGCAGGGAAAGGGAGGCGAGGCAGAUGAAUGGUGCAAAAAAUAUUUAAUUAAAGCCAACCAAAAACAAAGUACAAAACAAAGGCUGUGGUGAUCCCAAGAAAGCACAGAGGCAAACAAAAUUGUCACUAACAAAAGACUGGUUUUCAAAAAACUUACUUGGAACACGAGGGCUUGGAUAGACAUCGACUUUGACAUUGACAUAGACAAUGACGCAACAAGAAGUGAAAAGAAAAUGGGAGCUUAUAUAUACACACGCAGACAAGGGGUAACGAGACAACGAGGAACAGCUGGGCAACACAUGAGGAUGCAGGUUGGAGGAUACACUAGGAGCAGGUACAACAGGUGAAAUCAAUGGGCAAUCACAGGGACAAGUCACACUAGGAGAAAACCAACACAAAACCUGACAAAUUUUAAUAAAUAUAUAUUUUAGGAUUUUUAUAACUUUGCGCUGUAUUGUGUAGAAAUGUAACUGAACACAAUAUAUGGAAUGUAAACUAAUUGUAUUAUUAAAAUCUUUAGCAACAUGCCCAUAUAUGGUUGUAUGAGAUCUUCAAUGAAUGGUUCAUGAGGAGAAAAAAAAUGAACAAAUUGUGAUAUUUUCAUGUUGUGCCCCUUAAUCAUUUUUGUGUAGAUACUUUAAAACAUACGAAUUGUGGGUGAUGAAAGAUGUGUUGCUUUUAAAGAGUUUUCUAUUUAUUGUUUUAUACUUGUUUGCAUAGCUGUGUGUGGAUUUAAAAAUUUUUUUUUUUUGCUUUGAAAUUCUCUGCUGCUUGUGUUGCCUGGCAACUGCCGGAUGGCGACCGUGUGCUUCAAAAUGCGCCUUUUUGGGAAGAAUGGAGGGCGAAAAUACAAAAGGUGGCUUUACGUGUAAGAUUUUACGAAAACAACAAACAAAAAUAAUGCUUAUUGCUUGUUUUUUUAGUUUUUGACGCUCUUUCUGUUUUUGUGUCACAAGAAGCCUCCAUUGCCGUCCGUACUUCGCGAGAGACAGACAAGACUGACACUUGAACUCUUUCACUGCCAGACUGGACCUAAAAUUAGGAGGAGGGGUUUAAAAAAAAAAAAGAAAAGAAAAGAAAUCCCUCCUCCAGUUUGUCGUCUGUCGUGUCAACAUGUAAUAUUGCAUGACAAUACAGUCGGAGACAUUUUAGAUGUUUUGUAAACUUGCAACUCUCCCGAGCGUCGUGUUUGUGUGACAGAGCGCCACUGGACUUCCUGAUUGGAUAGCUCCGCCCCCCACACGCGCACCAAUGAACAUGUGAUGUUUGCUAUAACAGGAAGUCACUGUACACAGAAAAGUUCCUGCAGUAAUUACUGUUUUUCAUUGGCGUGUUUUAUAUAUCUGCUCUAGAAAUGUUUUUCAUGCAAAUAUGGACUGUGAUUAACUCAUUGGCUGCCAUUGACGGCGAUAGACAUCCAAUCCAUUUGGACUGGGAGGGAUAGCACCUCCCAGUCCAAAUGGAUUGGACGCCUGUCGCCGUCAAUGACAAUGAAAUGUGAUGAUUUACUGCCAGUCCUACCAGUAAUGCAUUGGACGUCUAUCGCCGUCAAUAGCAGCUAAUGAGUUAAGACAUGAUAGUUAUUGAUAGAAGUGUAUCUUGAUGCCGUCCAAUGAAAAGCAUGUAUGUCCAAUUGUGAUUUUUGUGAAGAAAUACACUAUUUGGAGAUACACAAUGUUGUCUCAGGAAUUUAGUCGGACAUGGUAUGAAAUGUUCUAAUUUGUUGCCAGACAGAACACUGCAGAAUUUGGCCAAAAUUAACUUAAAAAUAUGCCGAAAGUCACAUAUUUAUGCAUCAACAACAACAUCCAAUCCUGGGUUUCGCCUUAUCAAUUGUUUUUUUUUUGUGGUGGUAAUAGCGAUAAUAGCUGAAGAAGAAGUAAACAUCGCUGGCAGGGGCGGACUGGUAAUCUGUGGGUUCUGGAGGAUCACAGAACGGCCGGUGCCCUGGACGGCCGGCGGCCGCCAUUCAUUAUGCAUCACUGUUUUUAUCCCCCCUAUCCUCUGAUUAUCUACAGUUCGCAUCCAAUCCGACAGGUGGCAGCAAUGCGCCUGGCUUUUCACCGCCAAUCUGAUAGACUAGGAACGACGAAAGCACAGAGUAGCCUUCAUUGGUUCCUUCCUUGUGGAAGCAAAAUAGCGACGAGUGUUAAUGCACAAUAUGGAUGGUGGUGGCAAAAAAACUGGAAAGAGCA
Messenger RNA from Corythoichthys intestinalis (scribbled pipefish), 13964 nucleotides. It is a transcript of the gene igsf3, whose product is annotated as immunoglobulin superfamily, member 3. Gene Ontology annotation, cellular component: membrane. Bases 498 to 3653 code for a protein of 1051 amino acids. NCBI's taxonomy places the organism in Eukaryota, Metazoa, Chordata, Actinopteri, Syngnathiformes, Syngnathidae. The transcript has 9 exons. The record is from RefSeq and is a predicted model, not a curated record.